AUGGAGUUAAGUCCGCAGAACAAGCUGGGCAACAAAUGGUUUAUUGGUAAAGAUGAACGAGACCGCUUUCUGAGACCUGUGGCUUUCUCCGAAGACGACUUUCACCAUAUCAGAGCUUGUAAAGAUGGCUCUGCUGGUCAUCAAUGUCUAGCACUUCUGCGUAAUAUUUCUGAGAGCCUACAAAGAAACAAUGUACUGGUAAGCGAUCGAAUAUCGGUGGAUCAAACUAUAUGGACAUUGAAAAUUUACAAAGACGACCCCUCCAGUUUCCCAAUUACAAAUGUGCCGAUCAAAUGCAAUGUGAUGGCUACCAUGGUGGAUUCUCUCCGAGAAUACGUGAACGAGGGUAUGUCCGAAAGCUCCCUCUCUGGACUCUUAAAGACAUUGGACUACCUUCGCAAAUUGCUAGAAGCAGUGAUCUUCAAAGCUGAGAACCCUGCACUAGCACAGUCCUCUCCAGAUUCACUACAAACAAAGACUAGUGGUUCAUUAUCAUCUAGGGGCAGUAUUCGAAGAAAACCUGCCACAGCUGUCUCGGCUGGAGUACCAAAGUCAAAACCACUGGGAAUCGAUAACCUCGUGAAAUAUCACGAAUACAAGCCCUUAAUCAUCUCUCUGCAUCACAGACUGACCUUCUUGGACCAGUCCAACCAUCAAAACGAUGUCAUCUUCGAUUUUAUUUCGCAGAACGUCUGUAGGUUUAUCCUCGACGACUGCAAACUGCUACUGGCAGACUACAUAGAAAGGAGAAUACUACAGAUAUAG
Molecule: messenger RNA, 765 nt
Organism: Torulaspora delbrueckii
Lineage: Eukaryota; Fungi; Ascomycota; Saccharomycetes; Saccharomycetales; Saccharomycetaceae
Exons: 1
Coding region: 1-765 (254 amino acids)
Source: RefSeq, a predicted model, not a curated record